AUGGCCAAGUCCACCGUCGAUGUGAAAGGCGCUGCAAAAGCUGGGAAGAUGUUCAGUGCAGAUGUGGUCGCCGCCAUUCUCUGUAGCGCAGGCACCACAUCCCUUUCCUUGAAGCAGUACGAGCUUAUGAGUUCGCUCGAUGGAACUAAGACGGCCAGCGGUUUCCAGCACGACUUCCGCUCCGUCCUUGCUAGGGCAAAGGAGCUGAGAACCCGCAUUGACAACGGCGAGAUCUUUGAGCCAGUCCAGCCAGCCAAAAAGCGAAGUAAGCGUAAUGACAUGGCAUCACCCGCCACCCCAAAGAAACGCAAGACUGCGGACGACGAUGGCACCACUCCCACCAAGAAACCAAAGGUUACGCCCAAGGCACGUGCGAAGAAGGCUCCAGUCCCGGACAUGGACAUUUCUGACAGCGAGGCAUUACCCCAGGAUGCGGCUGAUUUCAUCAAGCAAGAGGCCGACUGGGCUGCUCAAGACUUUGCUUGA
This is a messenger RNA of Dothidotthia symphoricarpi CBS 119687, 486 nucleotides long. RefSeq lists its product as uncharacterized. The record is from RefSeq and is a predicted model, not a curated record. The transcript has 2 exons. NCBI's taxonomy places the organism in Eukaryota, Fungi, Ascomycota, Dothideomycetes, Pleosporales, Dothidotthiaceae. Bases 1 to 486 code for a protein of 161 amino acids.